UCCUAGAAACACCUAACUUAAUGGAAUGGAUUAAACAAAGGUAAAAAAAUGUUUUAACAGCCAUGUAAAUGAAUUAAAAGAAACAGGCAUAUUUAAAAAAAUUGAAAUGGAUGGUGAAAAUAGUACUGCUGAACCAAGUGCUCCAGAGGCAACAGUAAAACCUGCACAGCAGCCUGAUAAACCUGUAAUACCUGAAGAAUCAACACCACAAACGUCGUCUUUAAAACUGAAAACCAAAUGUGAAAGUGAAAGCCAUGAUAGUAAAAUUGUCAUUGGUGGCCAGUAUUACUGUCAGCGCAGUGAUAGUACUGAGCACAUCGCAGAAGUUAUUCAAAAACGGGUAAACCCACUGAGAGGGGAUUUGCAUGAGUACUAUGUUCAUUAUCGUGGCUAUAAUAGGAGGUUGGAUGAGUGGGUUGAAGCGGGACGUUUUGACCUCACAAAGGUAGUGCAGGAGAACAAUGCUACAGUGGUUAAGCCCGGAGAUCCAAAUGAAAAUGCUGACAAUCGUAUGACCCGGAAUCAGAAGCGAAAGCAUGAUGAAAUCAACCAUGUGCAAAAGUCAUAUGCUGAAAUGGAUCCCACAACUGCUGCAUUAGAGAAAGAGCAUGAAGCUAUUACAAAAAUCAAGUACAUUGACCGGAUUCAACUGGGGAAAUAUGAGAUUGAUGCUUGGUACUUUUCACCUUACCCAGAUGAAUAUGGGAAACAGCCAAAGUUAAACGUGUGUGAAUACUGUUUCAAGUAUAUGAGGUUCGAAUCCACAUACAGAAAGCAUUUGUCAGAUUGUACAUGGAGACAACCGCCUGGGAGGGAGAUUUACAGAAAAAGCACGAUAUCUGUGUAUGAAAUAGAUGGGAAAGACCAUAAAAUUUACUGCCAAAACCUGUGCCUGCUUGCAAAGUUGUUUCUAGAUCAUAAAACAUUAUAUUUUGAUGUUGAACCCUUUCUGUUUUACGUGAUGACAGAAGUGGAUAGAAAUGGUGCUCACACAGUUGGAUACUUUUCAAAGGAGAAGGAAUCACCAGAUGGCAACAACCUGGCUUGUAUUUUAAUCCUGCCACCAUUUCAGAGAAAAGGAUAUGGUAAAUUUCUUAUCGCUUUUAGCUACGAGCUGUCAAAAGUUGAAGGGCAAAUUGGAUCACCAGAAAAACCUCUUUCUGACCUCGGAAAACUCAGCUACAGAAGCUACUGGACAUGGGUGCUGCUUGAAAUUUUAAGAGACUUCAGGGGCACUUUGUCUAUAAAGGAUUUAAGUGAAAUGACAAGCAUUACACAAGCAGAUAUUAUUUCUUCUCUCCAGUCUCUUAACAUGGUCAAGUAUUGGAAAGGGCAGCAUGUCAUUUGUGUAACCCAGAAACACAUAGAAGAACAUCUCAGAUCACAGUAUUUUAAACGACCUCGUUUACCAGUGGACAGUGCUUUUCUAAAAUGGUCACCCCCUAAAAAGAAGCCACCACCCCCAAAAAAUGUGUUGCACCAUAAAAAGUCGAACCAAUGAUAUAUAUAAAUGGGGAAGUAUCGCAUGUGUUUGCAAUUUCAAUUUGCCAUAACAAUCAGUGUGCUGUGUUGUUAAAUACACAUUUUGCUAAACUAUGAAGCAAAAGCUAUAGUUAUAUCCUGAAUAACGAUAGUUAUAUCAAUCUGUAUAAUUUUGUGAAGUUAUUAAUUUUUUUUCUUCACAGUUUCAGUGUAGCAUACAAACUCCCCGUUUAGACAUAUGCGGCAUGCACAUUGUGUUCCUGUUGUAUGAUUAUUGAUUAGUCAUUGUAAUUAAUCACACUGCCUUUUGUUGUAG
Ciona intestinalis (vase tunicate) is the source of this 1798-nucleotide messenger RNA. Lineage: Eukaryota; Metazoa; Chordata; Ascidiacea; Phlebobranchia; Cionidae. The record is from RefSeq and is a predicted model, not a curated record.